AUGGCGCCUCGCGCGCGCGCUUCCCCCGGCGACCUCCCCCAAACAGCGGUCUCCGCGCGGUCCCUCGACUCCAUGGAGGCGCUCGCGCUCGCGGACGACGACGCGUUCCGUCGCGUCGUCUUUCGCGCGCUCGCGGCGCUUCGCAAGAUCUUCUCGAACCAGCAGAAGAACUGGGCGACGCUGCGCCUGCGCGCGAACGUCGGUCCCACGACGAGGGCGUCCGAGGCGGUCGCCGCGACGGUCCUCGCGGGCGCGUCGGCGUCGGCGUCGCCGUCGAUCCCGGACCGCGGCGCGGACGAGCGCGCGAUCCUCCCGUGGAAUAACAAAUCGCGCGCGCACGUGAGCGUCUCCGUCCGGCGAUUCCGCGCCGGGCCGCUGGAGGGCGCGAUGGAGGAGCGACAGACCGUGGAGGCGACCGCGCUGCCGCUCGCGAAGAACGUGCCGCGGUACACGUCGUACAUCUACGCCGCGAGCGGGAACGCGUACGUCCAGGACGAGGUGCAACGGCGGCUGCUGUUCCCGGACCACGAGGGCGAGAUGCGCGUGGCGUCCGACGAGGACUCCGAUUCCGAGGGGUCGUCGUCGUCCGAGAUGGAGGAGUCCGAGAGCGACGGGGGGGGGCGCGCGAGCGCGAACGCGGGACCGGAGAAGAAGCGGCGGAUGAACGACGUGGCGAAGAAGCGCGCGGACGAGAAGGCGCGACGCCGCGAGCUGCGCGAGAAGAACCGCGAGACGAGGGAGAAGAAGGAGAGGGAGGACCAGGAGAGGCACUGGGAAGAGAAGGAGGACUACCUCGUCUGGGCGUCGAGCGCGUGCGUCGGGACGUCCGCGAGAGCGAUCGAGGUCACCGCGGAGUACUUGAAAGUGUCCCCGCAGAUGCUCAAGGCGCGGCUGCACGUCUUGAGGAAGCAGGCGGACGUCGGCGGCGGGACCGGGACCGGGACGGGCGGCGGCGGCGGCGGCGGCGGCGGCGGCGACAAGACCGGAAACGGCGGGGGGACCCCGAACGGCCUGGUCCCGUGCGAGGCGGCUCGAGACGCGUUCCUCGCCAACGCGCACGCGCGCGCGGUGCGCGACUUCGAGCUCGGCGCGCGCGCGAGCGCGGAGUUCAAGCUCGCGGCGAGGAGGCUGCGCGUCGGCGGCGGCGGGACGGAGGACGACGACGUCAUCGAGGUGAAGGAAGAGACGGACGAAGCCAGCGUGAUCGAAAGCCUCGACGCCGCGACGACGCAGGGGAGGGCGUCGGACAGCGACGACGACGACGACGAGUCGCCGUCGUCGUCGAGCCCCGCGGCGCGGCGGACGACGCGCGGCGGCGGCGGCGGCGGCGGCGGUCAGAAUCAGUCCCCGGGGUUGAAGCGCAAGCGAAGCGAACGCGGCGCCGUCGUCGACCCGAGCGGGCGGCCGCCGCGGCCGAUCGCCACCGCCUCGCCGCACGGCUCGAGCGCGGUGAUCGACGCGGAGACGAGCGCGCUGUGGGCGCUCGUCGCGUGGCGGUUCCUUCGGCACCACGCGGUGAGCGCCGCGGACCUCAUGAUGACCGCGCCGCCGUACGCCGCGGUGGAGCCCGCGAUGGAUUCGUUCAGAGCGCUGUACUGCGUGCGGUGCCACGAGUACAACUGCAACCUGCACGGGUGCGGUCAGAGGCUGCCGCGGUCGCGGGACGCCGCCGCUGCCGCCCAAGGGACGGGGACGGGGACGGGGACGUCGGCGAGAGCGCGCGCGAAGGACAAGGACAUGAGCCAACAAGACGCGCUCGACGACGCGUGCCCGGAAGGAGUUGACCCGCCGCCGGAGGCGAAUCCGUGCGGGCCGGACUGCUGGCGAAUGCGAGGGCUGCGAGACGGCGGCGCGUUUCUCGUGUUUCAUGCGAAGAGCGUCCGCCUCGUCGCGGAGCUGGCGAUGAACAAGCGUCUCAACGUCGCGGAGGAGGCGAAGCAGAUGUGUUUGGAGGCGGAGGAGGACGCGGCGGCGGCGCGGGAGGCGCUCGAGCGAUCCGAAGCCGCGGCGAAGUUUAUGGACGACGCGCCCGUGCGAAAGAGCGCGCGAGGGAAGCCGGCCGCGGGGGACGGCCGGGGGACGGGCGCCAAAGGUUCGAGCGCCAAGAAGAAGACCGGGACCGGGACCGGGAGCGUCGGCAAGGGCGGGAAACAUCGGACGAAGGAUCUGAACAAGCUGACGAUGGGCACGCACGCCGAGGACGUCUCCGAGGAGGAGGAGGAGGAGGAGGAAGAGGAGGAGGAGGCGACGACGAUGACGACGACGACGACGACGACGACGACGACGACGAAGCGCGGCGCGCGCUCGCGGCCGGAAGCGCAAAAAAACGCCCCCGUGGCGGUCGCCGAGAGAAAAGCCGCCGCCGCCGCCGUGGAGAAAGCCGCCGCCGCGAAGCAGUACGCCGCCGCGAAAGCGGACGAGGCGGUCCCUUCCGACGCGAGACGCGUCUCGUCGACGUGGACGGACUUUCACGAGAGUUUCUACAUCAAGAUGCGGAGGGUAUACGGCGAAGACGCGGACCCGUGCGCGAUCGCGCGAGCGAUGCGGGCCCCGGACGCGCCAAAAUGUCACGAGAUUCAAGCGCGCGUGCGAGCGGACGUCGUCGCGGACGCGGAACACGCCGUGGUGGAGGCGCGAAGGCGAGAACGCGACGGCUCUGCGACGGCGGGGGAGGGCGUCGACAACGCGGACGACGAGAGAGGCGGGAGGGGCGGCCGCGGCGGGAGGGGCGGCCGCGGCAGGAAGGGCGGCCGCCGCGCGAUGAAAAAACGCGGGACGUCGCAGCGCAAGCGUACGACCGCGACCGUGCGUCGACGCAUUGCGAACAGCGAGGAUCACGUCUGGAUUCAGUACUCUCCGUGCACGUGCGACGGCCCGUGCGACGAGCGCACCUGUCUCUGCAUUCGCGACGGGAACUUUUGCGAGCGCUACUGCGCGUGCGGCGGGUCGUGCUCGAACGCGUUCACCGGCUGCGCGUGCCUCCGCGGGCAGUGCCACACGCGCGCUUGCCCGUGCUUCGCCGCCGCGCGCGAGUGCGACCCGGACCUGUGCAAGCGCUGCGUCGCGACCACGGCGACGAUCGCGCACGACGCCAGAGAGGGGUGGCCGUUCACGGACCUGUGUCUGCCGGUGCCGCCGCCGCCGGAGGUGCCGACGGAGGGACCGAACGCGCGCGGGGACCCGACGGAGAGCUGCGUGAACAUGAAGCUGCUGCUGCGGCAGCGGAAGCAGAUCUGCUUGGGGGUCAGCGCGAUCGCGGGCUGGGGCGCGUUCCUGAAGGACGGUGCGAAGAAGAACGAGCUCCUCGGCGAGUACACCGGCGAGCUCAUCACGCAAGUCGAGGCGGACCGCCGAGGGAAAAUUUACGACCGCGUGAACUGCUCGUUCCUCUUCAACCUGAACGACCAGUGGUGCUUGGACGCGCACUUGAAAGGGAACAAGCUCAAGUUUGCGAACCACAGCGCGACGCCGAACUGCUACGCGAAGGUGCUCAUGGUGAGAGGCGACCACCGCGUCGGCAUAUUCGCGAAGGAUAACAUCGCGCCGGGGGAAGAGUUGACGUACGAUUACCGGUACGAACGCGAUAAAGCCCCGGCGUGGGCGCAGUCGGACGAGCCCGCGGGGCCGUUGGUGUAUUGACGUCGACGACGCGC
Molecule: messenger RNA, 3653 nt
Organism: Micromonas pusilla CCMP1545
Lineage: Eukaryota; Viridiplantae; Chlorophyta; Mamiellophyceae; Mamiellales; Mamiellaceae
Product: set domain protein
Exons: 1
Coding region: 1-3639 (1212 amino acids)
Biological process (GO): heterochromatin formation
Cellular component (GO): nucleus
Molecular function (GO): protein binding; chromatin binding; histone H3K27 methyltransferase activity
Source: RefSeq, a predicted model, not a curated record